UGGAGGCAGUACUCGGAGUGUGUCAGGUCAGGUACCAUCACUAGUAGUUCUUUACAUCUGCACUAUCUCUUUUCCUCUUCUUGCAAGCAUUGGAUUGGAUUCUCAAAAGAAGAGGAGAAAACAGAAAGAAGAAGAAGAAAGAGCAGUGUGGAUUUUUAAUGGAGAAAGAGAUUUAUACAAGACAUCUAUCAAGAGAAGGGACAGGAUGUGUUUGGUUGUUUAUGAACAUGUUUGAUCUCAGGCAUGGUGGAUCUAACCAUAAGCUUUUGUUGGAUAGGAAACGUGGAAGCAAACGUAUCACAGGUACUGAGACUAAGGUAGAGAAGCAGCUUACCUGUGACUGUGACUGUGAGAAGAGUGUUAAGAAACUCAUUGAAGAGGAGAUUGAUGAGAAGACUCACCAAAAGUGUGAUACUACUGAAUGCAGAGGAAGGACAAAGGCAAGAAACAAGAAGAUGAGAAGUAGAACCUGCAGCAAAACCAAUGAGGACAUCAAUGCUUUGAUCACUGGUGAUGAUGAUCAUGCAGAGAAGAAACCAGAUGAUCAGUGUCCAAGAACUUCUCAGAGCGAUGCUGAUUCAAUAAAUGACGAUGAUUCCGAAGAGAAGUUCAGUGAGUUGAUAAAGCGUUUGAUAGCUCAGAAGGAAAGCGAGGUAGAGAGCUGCAAGAGCUUUGUGGAUGAUGAUUCUAAAGAAGAAUCAUUCCUAAACAUUGGUACUUCACCAGUUUCUCUAGAUUCUCAUAGAAUCAAAGAGACAAGCUCUCCAAAUGAAAGCAGACCACAAACAAUUGUAGUAUUGAAACCUGAGCCAAGUUGUUUUGAUCUUGUUUCAUCACCUGGAAGACAUGCUACAAGAAACAAGGCCAAGAACGAGAGAUUCGGUUCUCGCUUCACUCUCAGCAGAAUCAGAAGAAGACUAAAGUCUCCAAAGAGUCCAUGCGAUGCUCAACUUGAAUCUGAUCAAGAUCCAGAUGCAUUGUCAUCAUCUAACAUGAGUCAAAACUCUUGUUUGGGAGAGGAGAUAGAGACUAGCUCCGGGCGGCAUGAUGUUUCAGAUGGAGAAAUAUUGCCUGAAGCUAAUAAUGAUGAAGGUUCAAAGAAGAGUAUGUGUGGGAUAUACAUUGCAGCCAAGAAACACCUCUCUGAGAUGCUAGCAGAAGGAGGCAUAGAUGUUGGUUCACAUGAUAAGGAAGUGCCAAGAAUCCUAGGGAAGAUCCUUGCUCUCCCUCUGUUCUCCACACCAGAACACAGUCCAAGAAUGUCGACAAUGGCUCGUGAUGUUGUUGAACAUCAGAUAACCGAGAAACCGAAUAUUCAAGAAUGCAGUUCAGAAGAUUACUAUGAGACACUUGGAUUGGAUUCAAACAAACAUGAAGAAACAGCUUCUACAGCAGGUGUUUCAGACAAUGGGAAAGAUAAGUUUGAAACUCACCAAGAUUCAUAUGUUGAUGAAGAUAAGCUUGAAACUCAUGAUGAACAUAAGCACACACAACCCUUGGACAAGGAAACAUAUGAAGAGAAACAUUCACCUUGUUCACCACCAAGUUCUUCAGUAAAAAUGUCUGAGUGCCAAGACAAUGCCAAUGAUGUGCCAGGAAAAUCAAGUCCUGUGUCUGUGCUUGAGCCUUUCUUUACAGAUGAUGAAACAAGUUCAAGUACCUCAAGGUUCUCUGCAGUUGAAAUGAGGUUGAAACCUCUGUGCAUAAGAUUCGAAGAACCUGACUCUCCAAGACCAGAGAAAGACAACAAUGCCAAAACUAUAACUGAUGAUAAAGAAUUGGCACUUGCAUACAUUCAAGAAGUGGUGACAUCCUCAGAGUUAAACUGGGAAGAGCUUUUAGCCAGAUCUUUUUACUCAGAGCAGGUUCUUGAGCAGGCUCUAAUGGAUGACAUAGACUUCUGUUCUACAACCUUCUGCAGUGAUAAGAAACUGCUCUUUGACUGUAUCAAUGAAGUUCUUAUGAAGUUUUGUAGGCAUGGUCCUUGGAUCUCAUUAUCCAAACCAGCAGUCAGGUUUUGUGGUCCAGACAUGGAGAAUGCUGUUGAAGUGGUGCAAGAAGAGGUUUACUGGCAUCUCUUACCUUUGCCUUCUCCUCACACGAUGGACCAGAUAGUGCGCAAAGAUCUGGCUAGGACUGGAUGCUGGAUGGACCUCAGAUUCGAUAUCGGCUGCAUCUGUUCUCAAACUGGUGAAUUAAUUCUUGAAGAACUAUUGGAAGAGAUUAUCAGCACAUGCACAGACUUGUUCCAGUAAAAUAAAACAUCAAUGCAGUCACUACCAGAAAGAUACACAUGAUCAUCAAGAGGCUCCUUUGUUUACUAUGUAUAGUUUCACUUCCACUUCCAUGUACAAGCACUAGUUUUACUUAUUGUGCAGAUUACACACAGUCACAGCUUUUAAUACCCCCAAAGACUGUAAAACUUUUUUUUUUCUGUAGAGUUAUGUGUUCUGUUGUGAAUGUUAAGCUGUAUGUUGUUGUUAUAUGAGGAUGAAUAAGAUGAGGCUUGAACUUAAGUACCA
Molecule: messenger RNA, 2522 nt
Organism: Brassica oleracea var. oleracea
Lineage: Eukaryota; Viridiplantae; Streptophyta; Magnoliopsida; Brassicales; Brassicaceae
Exons: 7
Coding region: 159-2255 (698 amino acids)
Source: RefSeq, a predicted model, not a curated record